AAAUGAUGCAUUUCAUGUGGGUCUGUAUAGACCGUCACUCUAAAUUUCUCAUACGUAAUACAAAUAUGACAUUCUGAAAAGCGUAUAGGUAUUAAAUCCUGCCACUAUAAGACGAGACGUAAGCCCAUUUUACAUCUGGAAUUUCUUGAAGUGUGUGACUGGAUUAUCGUUUAUAAUAUCAUUUUGAAUCGACUUAAUAAAUGAGUAUUACAGAGGACUUCUUCAAAAUGGACUUACAAAGGACUAGCAUUCUUAUCUGAGGAUCCAUUCUUUGCAGUGAGUGUAGUCAAUGUAAGGGAGGACCAUAAGUUCAUUUUCCACUGACGCCAGACGAUUAGUUUGAGGAGCAAUACAAGGUAAAUUACCUAAAGAACUAUGGAUGGAACGUAUACAACAAACAAUGAUGACAGGAUACUGUUAAGGCCACCCUCUACGGUGGGUACUCAAACCAACUUCAAUGACCCUCAGAGAGCAGCUGAACUAGAACUCGGAAUUGACAACCCCCUCGCCGUCGAGACGGAGACGACGUUACAAAACGGUCACGUAAACGAACAAAAUGGAGGAACAUCAGACGGCAAGGCGAGGGCGAUGUCGAAUGGCAAUGGUCAUAUUGCGGAUUCGGAUGCACUUCCACCCAAAGAAAACGAUACCGAUGAAGAUGAUAAUCCACAAUGUGGGUGGUUUAGGUGGAGACCUCAAUGUUUACAGUGUUGUAAUAACAUCGUCGGCUACACCCUCUUCCUAUCAAUCUUCGUAAUCGCUCAGGGUAUGACGGUCAAUGGUCUAGUCUAUGUGGUCAUCACCACACUCGAACGCCGUUUUGGAUUCACCAGCGUCCGUAGUGGAUUCAUCUCCAGCAGCUAUGACUUCUCAGUAAUGGUUAUCAUCAUUUUCGUUACGUACUUCGGCGAGAAGGCGCACAAGCCAGUCUGGUUGGGUAUUGGGGCUUUCAUAUUUGGAAUCGGUUCGAUUAUUUUUACGUUUCCACACUUUUUAAGCGGAGAGUACGAAUACCAGGAUGCCGAUUUUGAGAUGUGCGACACAAACCGAACGUCAAACGAUAUAUGUACGACGAUAGAAGUACAAGACGAGUCUCUAGUCAACUUUUACGGAGUAUUCAUCCUAGCUCAGGUAUUCCAUGGUAUCGGUGCCUCACCUCUCUACACACUCGGUGUCACGUAUAUCGACGAGAAUGUGUCGUCAGCAAACUCCGGGCUCUAUAUAGGUGUGUUUAAAUCUAUGGCCAUUCUGGGACCAGCAAUAGGGUACAUUGUGGGAGGACUCUUCCUCGGUCUCUAUACCGAACUACAGGCCGCAGAUGAGCUUGACAUCAGUCCUUCAGAUCCUACAUGGGUUGGUGCUUGGUGGCUUGGUUUUAUAGUAGCAGCUCUAAUAUCGUUCUCUAUCGUUAUUCCAUUCCUUGGAUACAGUCGAUCAUUACCAGGUGGAAAGGCAAUUUUUGCCCAGCGUGUGGUUGAAACACAGAAAGGAACAGAAUUUGAAGCGAAGUCGGGAUGGAAAUCAAUUAUGCAAUUCCCCAAAGCUUUGUGGACACUAUUAAAAAAUCCUCCCUUUAUGUUCAACAAUUUAUCGACUGCCAUGGAAACAUUUAUACUGGUCGCUGUGGGUGUAUUCGGUCCGAAAUUCAUGGAAUCACAGUUUAAUAUGACAGCUGGAGAGGCAGCUAUAAUAGCAGGCAUCAUCGUCACACCAUCAAGUUUUAUAGGUGCUUUGUUUGGUGGCUGGGUCGUCAAGCAUUUUAAUCUCAAGUAUCGAGGCAUGAUGCGUUUCACUUUAGGUGUUCUUCUCUGUAGUUUUGCCUUCCAAUUCGUCUUCCUAAUCAGCUGCGCAAACGUAGACUUCGCUGGUGUAACGGUGAACUACGGACGAGACCCCACAGACAUAACACCAGAGGAAGGAUCAAACGUUACAGCUACUUGUAAUGGUGAUUGUAUGUGUACCAAUAACUUCCAACCUGUGUGUGGUGAGGAUGACGUCAUGUACUACUCACCAUGCCAUGCUGGGUGCACAGUUAAGACAUACAAUGAAGAAUCUAUAUCGCUUUAUUCUGAUUGUGACUGUAUACCGCAUACGAACACCACUGCAGGAAUCGCAGGGAAAGGUACUGGUGGUCGCUGUGAACAGGGGUGCUCUUCUCAACUGACCUUCAUCUUACUCACCUUUGCUCUAAUUACUGUAACAUCUAUGAUAGCCGUCCCACAGCUUACUGCCACUCUACGUUGUGUCUCGCAAUCGCAGAGAACAUUUGCCUUGGGAGUGCAGUCUGUUAUAUACAGGUGUUUAGGAUCUAUACCGGCACCAAUUAUCUUCGGUUCCCUCAUUGACCGAACGUGCCUAAUAUGGGAGGAUGAAUGCGAUGGCAGCCGGAACUGUUGGAUGUAUGAUAAUGCAGAGUUAUCUCGAUAUACUCUCAUCAUGUUGCAAUGUGUUAAAGGUGUGUCAAUCAUUUCCAUCAUCCUUGCUCUCGUCACCUACCGUCCAGCCAAGGAGAGCAAUGAAGAGACUGAUCCACCGAACACCAUCAGUCAGGAUGUCAUGCCGGAAAUACCCAGAGUCGAAGAUGAUCGACUGGAUGAGAAGCGUCAAUCUGAUUUGAACCACGCCCUCUACGUUAAAGAAUCGCUGUUUAUGGCACUCGGUUCGAGUAUAUACCAUCCGGAAAUAUUCGAGUAUGGGAGGCGAUCAUGACUUAACCCAUUGAAUGCUAUCGACUUUCGUGCUAUGGUAACUCAGGGUUGUGCUGGUUAAUGGAGAUAGUCCAAAGUCAGUUCAAGAGAGCUCAUCAAGACCUGUGUAUUGAGCACACCAAAGGUAACCGGUUUUGCUAUUACAGUGAUAUUAACGAAAAUCUGAAGUGAAACCUUUUAAACAGCUGGCUGCCUGCAGUGCAUGUAACAGUUUCAAGUUUGUCUUCUCAAAACGAGAAGGGCUUCAUAAAAAUAUAAGUCUUUAUUAUUUCUGAUCUUUGAUCACCAAGGGUAAAGAUACACCUCUGAUCAGUAAGCCCUCUCAUCUGACACGACAAUUCGAUUUUUGUUCACCAUAAAUACUGUGUGACUUCGAUUUAAUUUUUGGUAGAACAAAUUUUAAAGAUAAGCUGCAAUGUUCAUGAUAAUCAUCAACAGUAUCAGAUAUUUUUACUGGCAAAAUAAAUCUUGUCAUAUGACGUAUAUUAGAUUUGAUAUAGGAAAUGUUCUAAUAGGAUACCACAAGUUAAACAACGUGUCUUUUGAUAAACGCUUCUCAAGAGAGGGUCAAAGUUGUCGCUGGUAGAGGAUAUGUUUGAUAAAAAACAUAAAAGAAUUGAAUUUUAAAAUUUUGUAUCCACCCGAAUAUUCCAUGCUAAAAAUUGUAUUAUUCUUACACAAAAAACGCAAACGAACAAACUAACACGCGAAACUUACGCAGCAUACGUUUGCCGUUUAUAGAAGAACAAUUUUAAGAACCAUCUAAUUAGCUCUCUUUAAAUCAUUGUCAUAGGCGAUAUAAUCAUUAAUCUAAAGUCAUUCAUUCCUCAAUUGUGCACAUCAUCCAUUUGUAUUGUUUGUAUUCCGACAAAAUAUUUUUUGUCGUAUAAUAUGUUUAUGACACUUUAUGACAUCCACUAACAACAUGAACAAUACACCCUUCUAAAAUGAACAGGUUUGUGUGAUUGCGAAUAAUACUUUUUUUGUCACACCAUUCCAAUAGUUAUACUCAUCAUGGUUAAGAUUAAGCCUUCCAUUAAGAAUCCAUCGCAUACCAAGAAAAAUUAUAUAUUCUUUGUUUGGCUAAAAUAUAACCACUCGUGUUGAUUUUCUCUCAGAAAGAGACGUAUGCUUAUAUGACAUUAUAUUCAUCCAUCCCGCGUGUAGUAAUUCAAAUAAUUAUGGAAUAAUUAGAUGGGUCAAAAAUCUAAACAUCCAUCGUUGCAACGAAAUCUGAAUUAUCGUUACAAUAUAUAGAAUUCGCAGGUACAGUUAAACGUGUUAUAUUUGAUUGUUUUCACGAAGAUUCAGCCUACGCUCUGCUAUAACAAGUUAAUAAAUCAUACUGUAGUACAACUAUGGAGCUAGCUCCAUGCUACGAUUUAAAUGUUAAAUAUUAGAAAUACUUAUUUCAUUAGCAUUGUCUUGCAUUCAUUCAUUCAUUCUGAUAGAAUUCCCCAUCUCAACUUUCACUAAAACGAAUGCAAUACAAUUUUUAUUGUCAGUAAAAGGAUUGCAUUUGGAUCUCAGUUUGUAAGUUCGUGCCAAGUUCGAUGUAUCAAAAUGAUAAUUUCCGAAAUAGCUGUAUUAUUUGUGUACUUGUUCUUUCAACUAAUUUCUUUCUUUUAUUCAUGCAAGUCUUUCAAAUUUGAAAAUCAUGAAAAUUGCAUCAUGCUGUAAAAUAGUUUCAAACUCUAUUUUAAGGUGCUGUGUAAUGUUUGCUGUUAAUGGACGCACCAGAGAUAUCCAGGGGGUGGGGGCUGGAAGUUUAAAAAAAAAUGACUUGCUAUAUGAGCAACAACAAAAACUUGACUCGCCAUCAGAGUAAAAAAAAAUCAUUGGUCCACCGAAAUGCUGUCAUGUGGCCCAGUACAACAUUUAGUUGGAGUACAUAAGGUGAGCGUUUCAUGAAUAGUUUACUAGAUAGAUGGCGCAUAAUAAAUGCUGUGUUUAUUAUUAUUAUUAUAAAAACGCUUAUUUGUCAGAAGUUUUAUCCGACAAGUCCCAUUGCAUCUGACAGUUACCAUAGUAACAGUGCAUCUUAGCCAAUCAGAACUAAGGAAAAUUGUCAGAUCUGGCCACUUGUCAGACAAAAAUGUUGAUGAAACGCUCCUCAGUUUACAGAUGUGUUUAUAAGAAAAUGUAUAAUUUAAAAUGUGUGUGCAAUGGAUUAUCAAAUGAUUUUGAUUUGAACUAAAAUGUCUUUCUUAUUAAAUUUUCAUCAUGAUUCGUUAUGUUUUUUAAUUGAUAUGUUAGUGAUAAUCUGAAAUAAUUUUGUUUUAAGAAGUGCACUUUUGUCAAGUGAAUUGAAUCAGGUGAAUUUAAUUGAAAUAGUUGAUGAUUAUAAAAUGAUGAUAAAUGCUUGAUUACUCUCCCCCUCUCUAUCUUUCUUUCUCUCUCUCUCUCUUUCUCUCUAAUGAGGUUGAAUUUUCGACAAAUCAAAAAUUGUACAUGCAUUUAAAAGAAAAUAUUAGACCAACAGAUUUAUAGAUUGGUCUAAAUUCAGAUUUCCAAUGUUACUUGUAUUUUUCAUAAUUUUCACUAUUAUAAUGGAUUCAGAGAACACAUGGUCUAAUCUAUGAAUUGAUUUCAUGAUUAUCUCACCAUUAAAAAUGAUAUUGAACAAAUCAUGUAUAUCAGGAAUGAAAUGAAGAAUCAGGGAAUAUUGUUUUCUUGCAAUAUCAAUGUAUCGUAUUACUCAAUGAUGUGCCAUUUUUAAUCAUGCUUCUUUUUAUUGUCAUUUUUGUUAGCUGUUAAUGUCAUUUUAACUGUUCAUCAUUCCCCAAAUGUUUCUUUUUACCCCCAUCGGCAAACAGAAAAUUUGUUUAAAACAAUCGGUUAUCAUAUAGCAUUCGGUUACUUUGUAAUAUCGAGCAGUUUUGUGACGAUCUCUGUGGGUUCUUUCAAUCAUGUCAUAAUGCUGCAAUUGCUAUUGGAUGGUUGUAUUUUUUUAUGAAUACUGACUUUGAAAGUCUUGAAUUUGAUGUGGUUAUGAGUUGCCUUGAAGAUGAAGUGUUUAUGCAUUCCAAUCACAAUGUGUAUAUGAAGAUGAUUAAUUUAAGAAAUGAUAAUUUAUUGCAAUAAAAAUGAUUAUCUCAUGAAAAUUACUAAA
This is a messenger RNA of Lytechinus pictus (painted urchin), 5820 nucleotides long. Its product is annotated as solute carrier organic anion transporter family member 4A1-like. Gene Ontology annotation, molecular function: protein binding. The record is from RefSeq and is a predicted model, not a curated record. The transcript has 13 exons. Gene Ontology annotation, biological process: sodium-independent organic anion transport; transmembrane transport. Gene Ontology annotation, cellular component: plasma membrane. Bases 376 to 2709 code for a protein of 777 amino acids. NCBI's taxonomy places the organism in Eukaryota, Metazoa, Echinodermata, Echinoidea, Temnopleuroida, Toxopneustidae.